AUGGCAUUGCCGGAGUUAGCAAAAAAAGUUAAGCAAAUUGCUUCACAACAAUUGACUAAUUUUAAGUCACUUCUUAAUGGAAGGUCAUUUGCUAAAUUUAAGAAAAAUUACCAAUUAAAAGGUGAAAUUGGUAGAGGUGGUUUUGGUAUUGUAUAUCGUGGUAUUAGAAUAUCUGAUGAAAUUCCUGUUGCUGUAAAAUUUAUUGAAAGAAGACAUAUAAGAGAAUGGGGAAAAUUAAAUGAUGAAAGAGUUCCUUUAGAAAUAAUGAUGAUUGCCAAAGCAUCAAAAUGUACUGGUGUCAUUAAACUUCUAGAUUGGUUUUCAUUACCAGAAGGUUAUCUUAUUGUUAUGGAACGACCAUCACCAUGUAUGGAUUUAUUUGAUUUUAUUAAAAAUCAACAUCAUUUAGAUGAAGAUGUUUCAAAAUUUUUAUUUAAACAAGUAGUACAAACUAUUCAUGAAUGUUGUGAAAGAAAAUUACUUCAUAGAGAUAUUAAGGAUGAAAAUAUUGUCAUUGAUUUAAUGACUGGUGAAACACGUUUGAUUGACUUCGGUGCAGCUGCAAUCCUUAAAAAGUCACGUUAUACAGAUUUUCAAGGAACUAGAUUGUACUGUCCUCCAGAAUGGUUUUUACAAUCAUUGUAUCUUGGAAAAGAGGCUGCUGUAUGGUCAUUAGGAGUUUUACUUUAUAAUAUGUUAAAUGGUAGAUUACCAUUUAGAAAUGAAAAAGAUAUAUGUACUUCACAUCUUCUUGGUCCAUUACCAUAUUAUAAUUCAUUGUCAGAUGAUGUUAGAGAUCUUAUUGAAAGAUGUCUUUGUUUUAAUUAUCAAAAUAGAGCAACAUUAGAAGAUAUAUUAUCACAUCCAUGGUUAGAGGAACCUAUUAAUACAAAUUGGCUUGAAUUUUCAUGUGUAUUAGCAAUAAAUAAAUUAUCUAAACAAUCUGCUGAAGAUUCUGGUAAUGAAAAUGAACAUGAAGAUGAUAUUUCAUGUGAAUCAACAAAUUCUACAAAACAAAAUAAUAUUGAUAAAAUUAAAAUUGUUCCAAAAAGAACAAAAGUAACAGGAAAAAAAGUAGGUAGUGGUUUUGAAAGUGGAAUGGGUAGUUCUGGAGAAAGUAACUGUUCAUCUAAAAGAAGUGAUUCUAUAAAAAUGGUAAUAAGUAAAAAUGAAAAUAAUGUAUUAAUUAAUGAUUUUAAUUGUAAUAGAUAUAAGGCACAAGAAACAGAAAAUAAUAUUCUCCAUCUGGAUGAAUGUAAAAUUCCUCCAUAUAAACCUAGAAGUGUUAAGACAAGUGUUUUAAAUUCUCCUGUCAAGAAGAAGAUAUCACUUUUGCCAAUGAAAACCAGUGUUAAACAAAAGUUUUCUUUUGAUUCUGGUAGAGGUUCACUAGGUAGUGCUGUUACAUCACCAUCUAUUACUCCAGAUGACUUAUCUGUUGAUGAUAAAUUGGUAAAAUCAAUUAGAAAAUUUAAUUUUGAUGAAGAUGAUAAUAAUGAAGUUUUUGUUGUGUAA
Molecule: messenger RNA, 1515 nt
Organism: Strongyloides ratti
Lineage: Eukaryota; Metazoa; Nematoda; Chromadorea; Rhabditida; Strongyloididae
Product: Serine/threonine-protein kinase pim-2
Exons: 4
Coding region: 1-1515 (504 amino acids)
Biological process (GO): protein autophosphorylation
Cellular component (GO): cytoplasm
Molecular function (GO): protein serine/threonine kinase activity; ATP binding
Source: RefSeq, a predicted model, not a curated record